CAGACCACUAACAAGCAGGUGAAAGGACAUGAGGGAAUACAGCUGGAACAGUUUCAAGGACUUAAUUUUCAGAAAUCCUGCUGUUGUCGACCAGGAUCCACAUGUGGAUGAUGGCGAUGAGAACGCUGAGCGCGGGAACUGGGCCAGCAAGAGGGAGUACAUCCUCUCUACCAUCGGCUAUGCUGUUGGACUGGGAAAUAUCUGGAGAUUUCCAUAUUUGGCCUACAAGAACGGAGGGGGUGCCUUUCUUAUCCCCUACUUUGUGAUGUUGGUGGUGACUGGAAUUCCUCUUUUCUUCCUGGAAAGCGCCUUCGGUCAGUUUUGCAGCCAAGGUCCAAUUAACGUAUGGAGAGCAGUACCGUUACUGCAGGGUGUUGGCAUUGCCAUGCUUAUGGUGACUCUCAUAGUAUCGAUUUACUAUAAUGUAAUCAUCGCCUACAGCUUGUACUACAUGUUCGCGUCCUUCCAGUCUCCUCUGCCAUGGUCCGGCUGCUUCAGUUGGGCUGACAGUAACUGCAGCGACACACCUACAGUGUACUGUAAUGUAAGUGGCGCUGUAGUGUCUAACUGGACUCUGGAAAACAGCACUUGUCCUUCAUCCAACAUCAUCACAGUUCCAAUGCAGAGCCCGAGUGAGCAGUACUGGGAUCGCGUGGCCCUGCAGAGGUCCAGUGGUCUGGAUGAAACAGGACCAGUAGUUUGGCACUUGGCCCUCUGUCUGCUGCUGAGCACCAUGUUAACUGCUGCAGCGCUCAUCAGAGGCAUCAAGUCAUCAGGCAAAGUUGUGUAUUUCACAGCUACAUUUCCUUAUGUGGUGAUUGUGAUCCUGCUGAUCAGAGGUCUGACACUGGAGGGAGCUAGAGAUGGGAUAGAGUUCUACAUUGGUUCCCAAUCCAAUUUGACUAAACUGACAGAAGCACAGGUCUGGAAAGACGCAGCGACUCAGACCUUCUACUCUCUCUCAAUUGGCUGGGGUGGAGUCAUGACGCUCGCUUCCUAUAACAACUUCCACAACAACGUGUUCAGGGACUCGUUUGUUGUAACACUCACUAACGCUGGAACCAGUGUCUUUGCAGGCUUUGCCAUAUUUUCAAUCUUGGGUCACAUGGCACACAUCUACAAAAUGCCAGUUGGAAAAGUGGUGAAGGAAGGAUUUGGCUUGGCAUUCAUUGCAUAUCCAGACGCUCUGUCUAAGCUUCCUAUUUCCCCUCUGUGGUCCACUUUGUUCUUCUUCAUGCUUCUGACUGUUGGUCUGGACUCCCAGUUUGCAGGAAUAGAGGUGAUCACUACCUGCCUGCAGGAUGGCUUCCCUAAACUCUUCAGAUCCAAACAUGGUUUACUGACAAUAGCAACGUGUUCCAUCCUCUACCUCCUGGGCCUGCCAUGUGUUACAAGGGCAGGAAUAUACUGGGUGACUCUCAUCGACCAGUUUGUUGCCAGCUGGGUGCUGCUUAUUUUGGUUCUCCUGGAGAUCGCUGGCAUCUGCUACAUAUACGGUGGGAACCGUUUUAUUAAAGACAUUGAGAUGAUGCUCGGAAAUAAGAGCUUUGUUUUCUGGUUGUGGUGGCGAGUGUGUUGGUUCUUCCUCAGCCCCUGCAUCAUAGUGGCUAUCCUGGUCUGGUCUCUGAUGACUUUUACGCCACCCUCUUAUGGAGCAGUCAAGUUCCCAGACUGGGGUGUGGCUCUGGGCUGGUCCAUGGCUGUUUUUAUCCUCCUAUGUAUCCCUGUAACCGCUUUGUAUAAGCUGAUGAGAGCAGAGGGAACCGCCUGGAAGCGUCUGAAGUCACUGUGCUCUCCAUCUGAAGAAUGGCAUCCCUACCUGGACAUCCACCGAGGGGAGCGCUACUCAGCAGAACACUGCCGUCACAGGAGGAACCCUAAACACACCCCAGAAGUAGAUGUAAAUGUAAUCACUAGCUCGUGGCUCUGAUAUUAGUUUUUGUGUGUCAGUCUGUAAUUUAUUCUCCCUUUAGUGAAGUGCUCAAAGACUUCAGGGAGUGACUCAAAUACGCACAGCAGAUUUUACCCAAUACUGCAGCAGAAAAAAAGAGAAACACUGGCAUUUCAUUGCAGGCGUCUUCCUGUUUAAACGUCCUUUUCUGCUGAAUGUCAAAGCCAACAUGCAUUUCUGUUUUAGCUGGUGCUUUGUUGACUACCUUCAGGGGGACAUUUCUGGGUCUCUUUGACUAUAUUCAUCAGCCAUAUUUUCACCUCCUGUCCACCAUUUUCUGCUGUGGCAGGCAGCUUGCAACAAGCUUGUGUGAGGUGUUUACAAUAAAUGGGACAAAGCCAUUCAGGCCCUCGACCACACAGACCAAUGACCGAAGACAAUUAUAUAAAAGUGGCUGAAAGCUACUCAGGACAAUGAUAAUAAUGACAAUAAUGCUUUCUUAUUAAAGGAAAUCAUCUUAUUCCACGUAGAUAUCACAAAUAUUACUCACUGGGGCUUUAGAAUCAGGUAGUGUUUGUUGUUUUGUCGAUGAUCCAUGGACUUAUUUAUCUGACCAUUUUUCAUCAAAAAUGUUUAAUCCUCAAUCGUUAGUGUUUAUGUGUCAGUAAUGAUUCUUGUCUUUCCUGUCAGUUAACCACUGUACAUACUCUGUUCCUCAUCACUGAUAUGCUGCAAUAAACGACUUUAAUCUGCA
Acanthopagrus latus (yellowfin seabream) is the source of this 2645-nucleotide messenger RNA. It is a transcript of the gene slc6a14, whose product is annotated as solute carrier family 6 member 14. The record is from RefSeq and is a predicted model, not a curated record. Lineage: Eukaryota; Metazoa; Chordata; Actinopteri; Spariformes; Sparidae. Gene Ontology annotation, cellular component: membrane. The coding region runs from base 29 to 1930 and encodes 633 amino acids. Gene Ontology annotation, biological process: sodium ion transmembrane transport. Gene Ontology annotation, molecular function: L-proline transmembrane transporter activity. The transcript is spliced from 15 exons.